Blepharisma stoltei is the source of this 7120-nucleotide messenger RNA. Lineage: Eukaryota; Ciliophora; Heterotrichea; Heterotrichida; Blepharismidae. The record is from the annotation of a GenBank genome assembly.
AUGGAAGAGAAAAAAGACGAAGACUCUCCCUUUACCGAAAGAAGCGCUGAAGAAAUGGGGACUGAUAAAGUUGAUAAAGAAAAUGCGCAGUCUUCAGCAAAAAAUAGACAAAAAAUCCUUGAAGAAAUUGAGAUGAGAAACGGAAAGCUUACAAUUGACGAUGUUGAGCUUUCCGACCAAGAACUUAAAGUCAUCGAAAAAAAAUUGCUUGAAGUUGAAAAAGAUCUAGAAAAAUCCAUUGAAGAAACCCCAGUAAAUGUGAAAGGGGUGUAUUUGUCAGUCAUAGUCUCCUUAAUUUUCAUUGUUUUGAGCAUAUUCAUAAACAGGGUUGAUAAAUCAUCACCUCUUAGCCUUAAUAUAAUCGACAUUUUUGAAAAUACUAUUUGGGCUGGAGAUCCAAACAGAUAUUUUAAAGACAUCCAGUCCCUCACUGACUUAGACGCCUACUACAGAACGAUUUUUUUCCCAGGCAUCUUUACAAAUACAUUUAUAAAUAAAUACAACUAUGUUGUUGGGUUAAGGCUUACACUGAAAAAGGCCAGGCUCGUUAGCAAUCCUUUUUCUGAAUAUGAAGAAGCCGUUUGAAAGGUAAGAAAAGACCCAAACUUAGGCGCUGGGAUAGAGCGCACUGAUGGAGAAGAGAUCAAUGACCUAGGGAUUUUUAAUUAUACGAGUGGUGGAGGAUUUGAUAAAGCAGGUGGCUAUGUAGAAUUUUUUUGCAAUUUAACUCUAGAAGAUGCACUUGCUAAAUGAAGAAUAAUGAAACCUAUUUGGCUAAUACCUAAUAAUUUUGUCAGCAUUACUGCAGAACUUCUAGUUCAUAAUGGAAAUUUAAUGACAACAUUAUAUUAUUAUCAAACGGUCGAACGAACAAGUACUGGGAGAUUUAACCUUGAAAGCGAUAGCGUUGGAAUUUUUCCUGAAGCUUAUGAAACCUGGACUCUAGAGUCGAAAAUCGUGGUCAUUUUGGGAACCAUCUAUAUUGUUGGUUUUCUUAUCCAGAUAUUCAAGAUGGUUCAAAUUUUAUUAAGAGUAUGCACAACCCUCUGAACAAAAUUAAAGCUAGACGUAGCAUGGCACGAGUAUUUAGAAUUUAUGACUUUAGCUUUAGUUAUUACAUCAAUUUCGCUUUUUGUGCAAAAUGUGAUUGGAAAUAUUGGAAAACUUCAAAUUCCUAUUCACUCUGAAAGCGAGUUUACAGAUUUUAUAACGUACUGUCGAAAUUUCAAAAUUUUUAUCCGAGUAACCGCAGUUGCAGCUCUCUUGAUUAUAUUCCGAAUCCUUGUCAUCUUAAAAUCUAAGUUUCCUUCAUUCGGAGUGCUGUUUGAUACCAUAAAUAUGGCUAAGAAAGACAUUAUCAAUUUUGGGCUAAUCACUUUGCUCAUGAUAGUAGCGUUUUCUCUUUCCGCAUACCUAGGGUUUGGGAUAGAGGCAGAAGGCUUUUCCACGUUUGGCGCUACUAUUGCAUCUUUAUGGUCAUCUCUAUUUGGACGAGACAUAAUUUCAGAAAUACGCAGAGGAAACAUAAGUAUUUCUGGGGUCUUUUAUGUAGCAUAUAUGUCUUUGUUUUAUUUUAUAAUUUUGAAUACUUUUCUAGCAAUCGUUCUAAGUGUGUAUACUGAGCUAAGAAAAAGAUCACAACUGCUUCUAGAAGCUAAAGCACGUAUGCUGGCAGAAGACAGUCACAGACUCAUUGAGAUUUUGAUAAACUUAUUAUUAUUUAGGAUCAAAAAUACAUUAGAAGAAGAUGCGAUUGAGUAUCAAGCAUUAUCAGUAAAAACGACUGCAAAUGCUCAGGAGCAAGAAGAAAUCAAUGAAAGAUUGAAGAAGCUGGAAAAUGCAAUUUUACAUCAAAGUAGGCAAAAUAUCUUUAGCAUCGUUAAAUAUAAUUUUGGCCAAGUUCAGCUUGCCUUGAGGGGAGCAGGCUCGACACUGCUGACAAGAGAACAGAUGAUGCUUAAGUACAAAAACACUAUCAUGACAAUGGAACAAGAAAAGAAAAAGAAUGAAAUCCUCAAAAAAAUGAAGGAAAACGAAGUGAAUUACAAUUUUAAGCUCUUUGUUGAAAUGGUUUUGUACAUAAUUUUCAUUGUAAUUUAUGUCAUGUCUGUUAAGUAUCGAAUGAGAAUUGAAGACUCUUAUGCUAUGAAUACGCUAAUAUAUGACUCAAUAGCAGUUCCUCAAUUUGUUUACAAAGGAUCAAACACGACAUUUCUUGAAAUAUAUGACGCUGGCUCUGCUUAUGAGUUCCUGACAGCUAUUAUGGUCCCUUAUGUAGAAUCCACGACUGUGGGAACUCAAAACUACUUUUUAACUUCCCCAAAGAUCCGUUUCAAUAUGAACCGCUACAAAAUCCACGAAAAUAAAAACACAUUUUCUAGCUCUGUUAUAGCUUAUGUCUCCGACGAUCCAGGGGAAUGGCUGUAUGUUUAUUUAUAUUCCACAUGGUUUUUGUGCAGAAAAUUGUCCAAGGGUUUGAAUAACCGUGAAGCGAACUAUUCCACUCUUAGUGGUUUGGCUUGAGGGCAGUUUUUUGCCAGCAUCGCCCAGGCACAGGUUGGGUAUCAUAUAGAGGCAAGGCAGAUUUCCUGCCUAUGCUGCUUCGUGGCCUGUCUCGAAUCUCUUAAUGAGCUUUUCUUUUGGCAUUGAGCCAGGGGAAAAAGGGAAGACUGGCUAGACAAGAAUAUCAAGGAUACAGUCUGUUCAGUUUAAAAGGGACUCAUGAAAAGGGUGAUCUAGCUUAAGCUAAGUAGGGUUGAGUAAGCUGCUGGUUUGAAUGGAGGCUCUGGCAAGUCCGUAUGACUCUGACUAUUUAGGUAAAUUUCCUCUAUCGAUAAACCGGGGGCUUCAGCCCGGGCUCAAGUAAGCAGUGGAACGCCAUCACGCCGUGGAAUGCAUCGUGCUUAGGAAGUGGAGACUAUAAAGACACAUCUUAAUCUAAUCUAAUCUAAUAAAAUUUCAAUCCCUCUCCACCUUGCUAGCUUCAGGUUAUGAGCGUCCCUAAAAUCAAUGUGCUCAUAAUGUCACCAAAAAAUUGAUGACGUCGCCAGGUUAACAGGAAGACUCAUCAAAUGCUUCUAAAACAACGGAAUCUCUUUACAGUUGGCCAUUUUAAGGGCAUGUGGAAGUUUCAAUGCCUACUUCUAGAACUAUUCUGCCUUUUGCAGGCAGUAAAUUGAUAGCUAGUAUUUCGCUGUGGUUUUCUUGUCUACAGAUGGAGAAAAAAGCCUUGCAAGCUCAAAACUGAGACCCACCCUAAACUCUACCAAAUGCGAUUAUCAGUGCUUCAGCCUAAGGUCAGUCCUUAAGCUAUCGGGAGACGCGAGAAAUAGCUCCUGAUAUUAAUAAAACAGGGGGAUGAGAAGAAAGUGGGUUUCAAGGCAAGUCUUCCUUGACUAAAUUCAAGUACAUAGAGCCUGGCACAAAGGCCACGUUUAACGAAGAAGGUGGCUGCACUUAUGAGCUGUACCCCUAUUUGAAUUUUAAAAACGCUUUUAUCAAUUUCCAAGCUGACGACAUCAUUGGCAACCAGACAAGCUCUCUUGUAUUUGAGUGAGUCGUUUAUAACACGAACAUGAACAUGUUCAGCUAUGCCUACAUUUAUUUCAAUUUAGAUAUAUCAGGGAAAAUUACAACCAGGCUUUCCUCUCAAAGUGCUGAACUUGAUGCUUACAGUACAGAAAAUAAAGGAAGGGCAGCUCUUGACAUAAUUUUUAUUUUAUUUAUUGUUUAUUUUAUAUCACAGUUCAUUUAUGAGUGAUGGAUAAUAAUGAGAGGCUUGAUAGGACAAAGGCAAAAAAUUCAGAGAGGAAAAAGAGCAGUUAGAGAUGUCCUUGAUAAGCUUCUAGGAAAUAACCAGGACAAUGAAAAUCAAGGCAUAGGGUUCAUAGCACAGAUAGUAUGGAGGAAGAUACAGAAAUUUGUUGUAGGCAUAAUUUUUACUAUCAAACAGCUUAUACAGUCUUUGUGAAUCUUUUUAAAAAUGGAUGGAUGGCAGCUACUACAAUUGUUAUCAGUCAUUUUAUCAAUUAUCCAGUUCUCGUAUCUUGUGAGACUGAUAUCUAGUGACUUCAUAAAAAACUACGAAAUUAAUGAGACUUGGGAAAAUAAUAUUGGAGAAUUUGGAUAUAUUGCCAAGCUUUACCAGCAUUACGGCGUUGUAUCCUGCUUCAAUGCUUUGCUCAUAUUUUUAAGGGUUCUUAAAUACUUUGAGUUCAGUAAGCAGACAUCACUCCUUACUGAUAUUUUUGAUUCUGCGAAGCUUGAUUUGCUGUUCUAUAUCAUAAUGUUCUUUCUUGUGAUCAUAGGCUAUACAAUUAUGGGAUAUUUAAUUUUUGGCCAAGCUUUAGAUGAAUUCCAACAUUUUAAUUAUUCUCUCCUUUCAACCUUCGAUGUACUGAUAGGAAAAUUCAGCGUUGGCCGGUUUUUAGGUGCAGACGGUAAGAUUGGCAUGCUAUGGUUUAUCACCUUAAGUCUUGUAUUCAACUUGCUAUUGAUCAAUAUUUUUAUAGCAAUCGUUUACGCUCAUUAUAAUACCAAUAAAGCUGAUAGAAAUGCUAACACUAUUGGAUUUUUGAAAAAAAUUAUUUUGGUAAUAAAGGCAAGGAUAAAGAGGAAGAAAUAUAUGGACUGGGAAAACUCUGGCGAUGAAAAAUCAAGUACUAAAGCCAAUCAAAUCACAGAUUCUGAAGAUGAAAUCCCAAACAACUCUGUGAAACAAGAAUUUGAAGUAGAAGAAGCUAAGCCUAUCAAUUAUACAGUAAAUGCAUGACUUAAAAUGCUAGAAGAAAUGCUGCUCGUUAAAAGCAAUCAAAAAAUAAACUUACCAAAUCUAAAAGACGAGAACAAUAUUGAGGAAAAAAUUAUCCCACCAGCCCCACUCCAAGAAGUUGUUUUUGUAGAAGAGUCACAAUGGCUGCAAGAAGACCCGCUAGGCAAGCUGAGAAUAUGGAGGCAACUUUCUAUAUUGCAUAAUGACUAUCUCAGAAGAAAAAUUGAAAAGGCUAUACAGCAAGGCCUCGAACCUCCAGAGCUUUCAGAGUUAUCAGAACGACAAAUACAACUUUGGGAAAUUACACCACCUCAGGAUAAAUUAAGCAUGUGGAUGGGAGAAGAGUCUUUUCAGAAUGAAGAACGCGUUUUGGUAUGAAAUGCUGCACUUUUUGACAAAAAGAGGUUUGGAGAUGACAUUGAUGAAUGGAACAUAGAUAUGCAAAGAGAGUGUUGACUGGAUUUUGAUGAUAAAAAGAAAAAAGAUUUUGUGAAAAAGUGAAUUGAUGAUAUUAAACCUGUUACAAGAGCUUAUAAGGCAGCAACUAAUCCGAUUGGAUAUUUGCUGAAGCAAGAAUGGCUUUCUGAAGAUAAAAGAAUGCUAUUGUGGGUCAGCUUGCGGUUAAGCAAAAGCCCCAUCUCCACAAUCCAUACCCUAAAUAUCAAACUACCUAACCUUGAUAAUAAGAAAUAUAAGAGUUAUUGUAUAUUUUUAUAAGCUUAUAAAACAUUAUUUAUAGCAUGUUUACAAUAUUUAAAACUUUAUUUCACAUUCCUGCUAUAUAUAAAAAUUUUAUAUGGCUAGCAAAUUUAAGCAAAAGGAGGUGAACCAUGAUGGUGCACGAAUACAAAACUCAUAUAAUGACAGCUCUCAGGCGUCAUCUAAAGGAAUUAGCCCACCAGACAAGAUUUUUAAGCCGCUUGGAUGCCUCAUAUUUUUGUAUUAAAUUUAAAUGAGAUAUAUCAUACUUUAUAUAUAAAUAAGCUAUUUAAGCAUGCUAUAUCUGUUAAAAUACAUUAAUUUAGUGAAAUCGAUAUUAUAUAUAUUGUGCCUAUGAUAAAUAAUUAUGCUUGGAUUGAUUUAUUUUUAUCUAUCUAUUUUAAAGCAAAAUUCAACUGGAUUCAUACUUAAAGUGCGAUAAUUAAGCAAUAUUCAUCGUAUUUUUAUAUUAACUUUUAUUUAUUAGUCUAAAAAUUUUUGCUAACUCCCCCCUCUCCGUGAGUGAACAAAACCAUUAGAAAAAUCGCUAUUUUUUGCCAAAAAACCCACCCUCCGUGAGUGAACAAAAAUUUUUUUAAUAGAAAAAUUUUUUAUGGAAAAAAAAAAUUCGAUAUAUAAAUGAUAAUUAGUAUAAUGAAAUCUAGAGCUAAUUCUGUUUAAUUUUUAACGAAUUGCUUUUUAAAACAUAAAUUUUAUAAAUUAAAUUAAUAUUUGCUUUCCAAUUUUUGCGAAUUAGGAUUUUUUUAAAUUUCGAAAAAAAAAUUGUUUAUAAAAAUAUAUAUAUAAUUUUUUUUUUAAAAAAAAAAAUUAACCCCCCUCCAUGAGUGAACAAAAUAUUUUUUGUUCACUCACGGAGGGGGGGAGGGGAGUAAAUAAAAAAUUUUGUUUAUAGUAGGGAUAUACAAAAAAAGGCUCCGUGCUAAAUGACUGCGGAAAUUUGAUAGUACGGGGAAACUUUGUUCGAAUCAUUUUUGAUAGUGAGACAUUUGACCAAAAAAACCGUCAAAUUUCGGCUAAAUGGAUACACUAUUUAAAAAUUUUCGACCAAAAGUACUUCGGUGAAAUGGACACUAUCAAAAAGGAAAGUCAUUUGGCCUGCACCCACAAAAAAAGUAUUAAAAAAUGCUAUAAAUCGUGUUUAAUAGCGGAAAAGUAAAAAUACUGCAAUAACUCUUAUAUUUCUUAUUUAUUAAGGCUAGGUAGUUUGGUAUUUUGGGUGGUUGGGUUUAAUCUUGACCAAGCUUGUCUAAACACGAAAAAGUAAAAAUGACUCUUUAUCUUAAUCAGCACAACAGGGUUGAAGCUGAAAUCCUCAGCUAUCUCCUUCUUCAAGAAAGAGAUAAUAACGUUUUCAUUUUAGAUGAUAGUGAUGCACUUAUAACAAGUAUGCUAGAUUCGAAGCUUUAUGACAAAUUAUAUGAAUCUGCUGUUUUCCAAGCAGAAAAUAACGCAAUGCAAACAUCAAAAGAAAGAGUUGAAGAAACUCGUUAUGAGAUCAAAAAUUUAAAAAAUUUCCAGGUCCAUUUGGAAGAAGACCUAAAACAAUUUAAGAGGCAAAAUAAGACCUUAAAAGAAAAAGCAAAAAAAUUGAAGGCUAGGUGUGAGAGCUUGCUGAGAGGCCAAGAAUAA